AUGCCACCACACCUGCACCCCCGCUCGUCAGCGACAACCACCCUCUUCGCGUCCACCCUUGCCGCUUCCUUCAUCAUUGUCGGCAUCCCACAUAUCUUCCCCUGUCCCGCGCCGAGGAAGGGCUAUCUCGAUGAGGAUGGCAAGGUAGUAGGAAAGAGGCGCAGAAGAAGGGGGAGUGAUGGCGCUGCUGGGGUUGCCAACACACAGGCAUAUGACGCAGAUACUGGGCCAGAAAACGCGCAGAUAGGCUUAGAUGGAGAACUGAAGUCUCUACUCGGCACCGUCCAGCUAAGAGGAAAGUCAUCAUCAGUGGGCAGGCCGUCUAUCAAGGGCGAUGCCAUCGCUGGUGAGGAAGAAGAGGAGGACGACAACGACGACAUGAGAGCGCUGUUCCGAGGGAUGAAGAAAGAAGAAGCCGCGAUGGAAUUACGAAGCAGAGAGUGUCCUGUCCCAAAACCCCGAGGCAAGAUAGGAGAGCUGCUGGGGUUUGGAAGAGAUGGGAGAAGACAAAGGGUUGAGGAUGAAGAUAGUGGUCAGAGGGUAAGGUGA
Molecule: messenger RNA, 549 nt
Organism: Endocarpon pusillum Z07020
Lineage: Eukaryota; Fungi; Ascomycota; Eurotiomycetes; Verrucariales; Verrucariaceae
Exons: 1
Coding region: 1-549 (182 amino acids)
Biological process (GO): mitochondrial respiratory chain complex IV assembly
Cellular component (GO): mitochondrial matrix
Source: RefSeq, a predicted model, not a curated record